This is a messenger RNA of Exophiala xenobiotica, 819 nucleotides long. RefSeq lists its product as uncharacterized. The record is from RefSeq and is a predicted model, not a curated record. Lineage: Eukaryota; Fungi; Ascomycota; Eurotiomycetes; Chaetothyriales; Herpotrichiellaceae. Gene Ontology annotation, biological process: fatty acid beta-oxidation. The transcript is spliced from 2 exons. Bases 1 to 819 code for a protein of 272 amino acids. Gene Ontology annotation, cellular component: peroxisomal matrix.
AUGCCUGUCACCGUUGAAUAUCGAGGACGAAUCGCCAUCAUAACGCUAAAUAUCCCAGAGAAGCUCAAUGCGCUCUCAUCAUCAGGUUACUUUCUCCUAGCAAAGUGCAUGCGCGACGUGGCCAGCAAUCCAGAGGUCGUAAUCACGGUCCUAACUGGUAGAGGACGUUUCUUUUCCUCAGGCGCGGAAAUUCAGCGUCGCCCAUCAGCUGCACGGGACCAAGCAAGUUCAACAGAGCCUGCUCCUGUGCGUGAAACGCAAUUGCGAGGCCUUGCACACAUCAUUGAAGUCACUGAAGCUUUCUACACGCACCCUAAGCUGCUGAUUACUGCCCUAAAUGGCCCGUGUGUGGGCCUUUCAGCAGCCCUGGUUGCAUACUCGGACUUUAUUUAUGCCAUGCCUCACGUCUACCUGUUAUGUCCUUUCACCUAUCUCGGUAUCACCGCCGAAGGUGGCUCAACGGCCUUAUUUAGUCGACGCAUGGGCUUCAAAAUAGCGGCCGAGGCACUGAUCAUGUCGAAACGCAUCCAGUGUGACGAUUUGGUUCGAUGUGGUUUCAUCAACGAGGUCUUUGACACCGGAAAAAACGUCGACAAAUUUCUCGAGAAAGUACUUGCGGUGGUCGAUACUAGUCUGUCGACAAAACUCAAUGCGUUCAGCAUGCUAGAGGUAAAAGCCUUGAUGAGAAAGGCGGGCUUACCUCUUCUGGCAUCGCAAACCGUCGAAGAGACCGUAGGCGUGGUGGGUAGCCUUGCAAGGGCUCAGGCCAAUGCGGGCGAUCGGGCGGGAGGAGGUCAGAAGGCAACCGCUCGACUGUGA